AUGGGUCGGAGUGAUCGUCAUGCGCGAUGGGACUUACCUGAGUGUGUCAAGAAGGCUCUUGAUCAGGAGUCGCGACAGCCCUCUCCCGAGAUUUUGUCGAACUUGUUUUCAGAUGAUUCAGACAUCAAAGAUUUCGUGGAAUCACUGGGACUUACAAUGGGCUCAGCUGAAUGGUUCAGUGCAUGCGAAAUACUUGAAAAGGUCUGCUCUGAUGUAUCACAGGCUGCAGAUCGCGUCUUGAGGACUAGAGCGGUGCAAGGUCAGCUGGCGCAAACGUCCUCAUCGAUUUCGGCUGGGCCUCAGCAGCAGCUUGAAGUGGGCACUGGGUGGCUUCAGACAAGAGCCGGUGCAAAGCGAUCCCUCACAGCGUGGCCGUGUCGGUUGGCCAAGAAACUUGCCUUGGCCAAGCACGAUCGUGCGAGGGCCGACGCUGAGGCUGCAGAGCUCCGACGCUGGAGGCAGGCUUUAGCGAAGGAGCUGAAAAGGGCUUGUAUGCCGGUAUGCUCAAUGGCAAGUUACGCCCUUGAUUGCCAAGCUGUAUUGGAGGCGUCAGCAGGAACGCUUAGAGCGUCCACCCUAAGACGGCACGUGAGGGAAUGGUCCAAGUUUUCGGCAUGGUUUUUCGCUGUUGAGGGGACAGUGUUCCCCUCGCAUCUGGGCCUCUUGAUGAAUUAUGUGGAAGAGCUGGCGCAGGAACCUUGUGCCAGGACCAGACUACAGUCUGUGCUCUCUGCGGUGAUUUUCUUCGAGAGGGUCGGAGGAGUCAAGGCCGAGGCCUCCAUCUCCUCUCAUGUCCUGGUGCGGAAUUUGGUUCGGGUUCGCACUGUUGAGCUUGAAGCAGGGGCGCCGCCUACCAAGCAAGCUCCAGCGUUGGCCCUCAUCAUGGUCAUGUCUUUAGAGGCUGUGGUUGUGAACUCUGCGCAUAAGAAGUUCGUCAGAGCGUAUGCGUGGGCACGGCUAUUGAAACUAUGGACAUCUAGCAGGGCCAAUGACCUGCAGGGCAUUCUACCGGAGCAGAUGACGAUGUCUUCACAAGGAUUACGAGGAGUUUUCGAUAGAACGAAAACCUCGGGAGCUGACAAACGCAUCAGAUGGCUGCCGUUCUUUGUUUGCAAGGAUGCUUGGCUUUUGCAUAGCGAUUGGCUGGCUACCGGAUAUGAGAUCUGGGCUUCUGAUGGGUUUGCCUUCUCCAGGGAUUAUCUGGUGCCUCGACCUACAAAGGGACUGACCUCCUGCCUGCCAGUUAUGGCGAGCUAUGUGGAUAUGUCAACGAUGUCCAAGCAGCUCCUGUGGGAGCUAAAGCGGCCAGAGCUGACCGAGGCUGGGAGUGUGCGUCAUACUGAUGCUGCGCUUUUCGAGGUAGGUCUUGAUGAUUUGUUUCAGGCGCUACAGAGGGCCGGGGUCGAGAGCUCGGUGCGUGACAGGGCUCUUGAUCUCUUGCGGCCGUUGGAGGGCUGGGCCGAGUUUCGGGCCCAACAUCUCGCUGAAAGCAGCGGGAACGGCAUCAAGCCUGGUGAUCUUGUGAUGCCUGCCAGGGGACAGCAGGCAGCCCAGGCGGACGCUUCGGGUUCGGAGGACUUCUCCUCCAGCACCGCCGAUGAGGCACAGACCUCAGGAACGAUCAGUUUCUUCAUCACGCGUCUUGAGGGCCUCAUGGAACCGGAGCCUGCUUCAGAGCCGCCUGCUGAGCUUCACGAGAGGGAAAGCACGGAUGAUACUUUCUUGCUGCUUUCUGACCAUGUGUGGGAGCUAGAACAGCGGGUGGCCGUUUUGGAGCGGCGACUGAUUGCAGUCGACCCGGUGCCUAGGGAGGAUCUUCGGAGAGAGAUCACAGGCAUCUCACGAGCCUUUUUCGGGCUGGCCGAUAGGGUAUCGGGCCUGGAGCUUCGUGUCACUGAGCUGGUGAGGGCGCUUCGGAGUUGCUUCGCAGGAUUGCGCGGCUAG
Molecule: messenger RNA, 1944 nt
Organism: Symbiodinium sp. CCMP2592
Lineage: Eukaryota; Dinophyceae; Suessiales; Symbiodiniaceae
Source: the annotation of a GenBank genome assembly